UAACAAGUUUGCCGUGCACGGCGUACGCGCAGUUCGCUAGUCAAUUUCGUAAUAGAAACACGGCGACUGUAUUAAAUUUAAAGCCGAUGAUCGAAGUGUUUAAAAAUGUUAAAUAAGAUAUUUUCUAAUCCAAUUAUAAGGCAAUAUGCUGUUGUGAUCACGGUCAAUCUCAGCGUGCUAUGCUCUGGUAUUGGCUUGGCCUGGCCUUCCCCAGUGCUGGUGAAGCUCAACAAUGCCACAGAGACAGUACUCCCGAGGGUCAUCACGGCUGUGGAGGGAUCCUGGAUCGUCUCCAUCGGUUUCUUGACUGGAAUUGUAGCAAACCUGAUCAUAGGAACGGUCCUAAUAGACCGGUUUGGCAGAAAACCGUUCCUGAUCUUCAUGUGUCUGCCUAAGUUUGUGACUGGCUUCCUCUACAUAUACGCAACAGAAGUCUGGAUGUUGCUACUAGGCAGAGCUCUGGUGGGCAUAGCUGAUGCUGGCAUCUUUACCAUACUGCCCAUGUAUGCUUCAGAAAUUGCUAGCAAAGAAAUCCGCGGCAGUUUGGGCACUAUCCUCCAAAUCAUGUGCUCGUUUGGUGUGGUCACCAUGCUGUCCAUGGGACCCUUCAUAUCCUACACGACGCUGAACAUGAUCUACACCGGGUUCAUCAUAUGUACCACAUUGCCGUUGCUGUUACUACCUGAUGGACCCUAUUCUUUGUAUUCUAGAGGUCAUAAAACAGAAGCACUAAAGGUCUUAACAUUCCUCAGGUGUUCAGAAGUACAAGCCAAAGAAGAAUUAGCAGAAUUUGAAAAAGCUGACGAAAUGAACACGGAUAGUGUUUCCAAAAAAGACAUUAUCAAAAACCGAUUGUUUUUGAAAUCAUUGACCUUAGUCCUGAUUUUGGGUUUGGGGUCCCAGUUUGUGGGUUUCAAUGCGGUUUCGUUUUACCUUCAGACGGUUUUGGAAUCUACGCAGACCUCAGUUAGGCCUGAAGUAGCUUCUGUGACUAUUGGUCUGAUUCAGCUCUUUGCUAGUUUUUGUACUACACUGGUUACUGAUAGAUUUGGAAGGAAGUCUAUUUUGUCUGUCACAUGUGUUGGCAUGGGAUUGGGGAUGCUUGGCUUGGGGUUGUUCUUCAAGCUGAAAGAAAACGGAGCAGUGGAUGGUUUUAUGAACUACGUGCCACUAAUAUCAUUGAUUCUAGUCGUAUUCUGUUACAGUGCAGGAAUCGGUUCUCUAAUGUGGGUAUUAAACGCAGAACUCUUCGACGGACCGUCCAGAGGACUUGGGAUGUCCAUCUCCCUAAUAGCAACAACCUUGUUUGUAUUUUUAACGACAAAAUAUUUUGCUAUAGUAUCCCUUUCUAUAGGACCAGCAGUAACUUAUUGGAUAUUUAGUGUUAAUUGUAUAUUGUUAUGCGUUUUCAUAAUGUUUUGUAUCCCCGAAACAAAGGGUAAAAGUUUUGCUGAGAUUCAAGACAUUUUGAGAGGGAAGACAUGUGAGGAUACUAAAUGCUAGUUUAGUUUUUAUGUUAGUUAGAUUAAGAUUGUUUUUGCUAAUGACGGUCUAUGUUUUAAUAUUUAUUGACAAAAAGUGAGGCGCAUAUUGCGUUCUGACCAAGAACUAGUAUAUUGUUGUACGUAGGAUAUUACAUUGAUUAUGAUAGAAAUGAGCGUACACGGAGGAAUUCGCCGACGCCACGCCGACGUCUCGCCGACGCCACGCGGGAGGCGCGCCGGAAGCACGCGGGCGCCUCGACAACACCUCGAGUGGACCGCGCGCUGACCACCCGCCGUCUGCUUUUGUAUUGACGUUAUGAAAUGUAUCAUACGACAUACGAUUUAAAGUUCAUAUUUAAAUGACAAACUUAAUGGCUGGGUUGGUGUCGUGCUUUUUAAAUGUGGGUCCUUUAUCCCUAAGGUAAAGUAGGCAAGUGGUAGAGGCGCCGCGAGACGCGCGGCUCGUGCGAAGUUGCCCAUAGAGCGACAGUGGCGCCAAAAUAAAUUAGAGGUGCCUAUGAGACGCUCGCUUUGGGCUCUCACUAGAUUUAGAGCUCGGACACGGGACACGAAAACACGCAAAAAUGUGCGAGCUCCCUCUACGCAUCGCAAGAACUUGCGGAAUGAUUCGCAUCGCGCAUCAAAAUCUCAUCUUCCUAAAAUCUUCUUUCAUUCUUUUUUCUGUAUCUCCUAAGCAAUUAUACAAGCGCACACUUCGUUUUACGAUCCAUAUCAUGACCUAGUUUUCAAUUUAGUUAUACGUUAAGUACAGUUGACGGUCGUCGAAGGAAUGGUCACCUUGGGAGACUUGUGAGUAUUGUCGCACGAAAUCGCAUUGCUGUUUUGUGAACGAACCCUUAAUCUGCCCCUGAGCAUACUCCUUUUCGGAAGGCCAGCAACGCACUAGUGACUUUGAUAUUGUUGGUAUCCAUAGGUAACGCUGAUCGCCAUCAAGUCAUCCAUCGUCUGCUCGUUUGUCAAAAAGGUAUUGGUUAGUUUUGAUUCGUCACAACGCGGUUUUGUACCCUUAUAAGUUUAUUUAUUAUAUGUUAAUUAUUACAAGUUGGACCUACCGUCAGUCUUAAAAUAAUGUAAUCUCAUUUUAUGUUUUAAGAGUGUGAUACCUCUGUAGUAUUUAUUUAUUUAUACUGGAAUACUGUUAGAUAAUUAUGUGUUGAGUGGUUGCAACCAUGACUACCAAACUAGGGAUCACGGGUCACAUAAUGUCAAAACAUGACUGUUUUAGUAUUAUGGACAAAGUAUGACUGUAUUUCUUAAUGUGUAAGUUAAAAUAAAGUUGUUAUAAAACUGUGAU
Molecule: messenger RNA, 2799 nt
Organism: Spodoptera litura
Lineage: Eukaryota; Metazoa; Arthropoda; Insecta; Lepidoptera; Noctuidae
Product: facilitated trehalose transporter Tret1-like
Biological process (GO): transmembrane transport
Cellular component (GO): membrane
Molecular function (GO): transmembrane transporter activity
Source: RefSeq, a predicted model, not a curated record